AUGUCAAUCAAAACCAACUCCCGUCUCCCAGUGGGGAACAAAGACUUUACCAAUGCCACGGUCGUCAUUAUAGGGGCCGGAAUCUCUGGGAUGUGCAUGGCUAUUGAUCUGAUCAAGCACAACAAAUGCCGUAACUUCAUCAUCCUUGAGAAGAGCAGCAGUGUCGGUGGAACCUGGAGUGACAACAAAUACCCUGGCUGUUGCUGCGAUGUCUGGAGCUCACUGUACAGCUAUUCAUUUGAACAGAACCCGAACUGGUCGAGAGAAUAUCCUGGCCAGGAAGAGAUUCAUGCGUACCUCGUUCGCGUUGCGGAAAAAUACGGACUUUUCAAGCACAUUCGGUUCAACUCGACGGUCAAAUCAGCACGGUGGAAUGAAGACGAGUCUAAAUGGGAAGUGAGCGUGAAGGUGGAUGGGCAGAAAGAUAGCGAGUUCGCCAGCUCGUACGUGCUCAACACGGAAUUCCUUGUCUCGGCCGUCGGGCAGCUCAACUCGCCGCACGAACCGAACAUCCCGGGGUUGAAGAAAUUCCAGGGCAAAAUGAUGCAUUCUGCUCGAUGGGACUGGAGCUAUGACUUUUCUCACAAACGGGUUGCAAUCAUUGGAAACGGGGCAACUGCAGCCCAAAUUCUACCUGAAGUUGCUCAGGUUGCAUCCCAUGUGACGGUCUAUCAGCGGACACCGAACUGGGUUACUCCACGUCUGGACGCUCCAGUGUCUGCCUUUCAGCAAGCAUUGUUAACAUACCUCCCACCAAUCCGUUGGCGUAAACGUGCUCUUCAGAUGGACUUUCGAGAGCUCUUUUAUUCUGCCGUCACGAAUAAUGAUUCAGAUUUCGCUAAAAUGAUACGAGACGGGUGUACUAAUAUGAUGAAGACUCAUCUUCCUGACCAACCGGAGCUGUGGGAAAAGUUAACCCCCAACUAUGCUCCAGGCUGCAAGAGAGUUAUCAUUUCUGAUGACUACUAUCCAGCCCUCGCUCGUGACAAUGUCGACUUAGAGACACGACCGAUUACGCAAAUCACUCAGAAGGGCAUUGAAGUUGGCGCUGAGGAUUCACAGCAAUACGAUUUGAUCGUGUUGGCUACGGGCUUUAGGACGGUCGAAUUUAUGUACCCGAUUGAGGUCUACGGGAAAAAUGGCCGGCCCUUGGGAGAUAUAUGGAAGAACGGGGCUAUGGCAUACAAGGGAAUUACGGUGGAGGACUUGCCCAAUUUCGGCAUGUUUUAUGGCCCCAACACCAACCUGGGACACAAUUCCAUCAUUCUCAUGAUCGAAGCGCAGUCACGGUAUUUGAAUGCCAUAGUUGCCGAAGUGAUUCGGGCACGACAGCAGGGAAAGACUUUGACUUUCACGCCCAAACUUGAGGCCAUGAAGGAAUUUAACGACAAAAUCCAGGCAGUUUUGUCGAAGACCAGUUUCGCAGACCCGAACUGUAAUAGCUGGUACAAGAGGGAUGACGGAAUCAUCACGAAUAACUGGUCAGGGACAGUUCUCAAUUAUCAGCGAGAGCUUUCAGAGUUGCAUUGGCAGGACUAUAGUGUUGAAGGGACUGGAAAAGAUGCCAUCUUGGCUAAGAAGGACGCAAAACUGGGACGUGUGCGAGAGGAAACUAUUUUCAGUGAUUCUGCCUUGCUCUUAGGGAGCCUGGGUAUCGUGGCGGCGGGCGGAAGCUACUUCCUUGCUCCCCGAUGGCGACGGACACGUUGA
Messenger RNA from Penicillium riverlandense, 1710 nucleotides. RefSeq names its product flavin-containing monooxygenase. Bases 1 to 1710 code for a protein of 569 amino acids. Gene Ontology annotation, molecular function: flavin adenine dinucleotide binding; N,N-dimethylaniline monooxygenase activity; NADP binding. Lineage: Eukaryota; Fungi; Ascomycota; Eurotiomycetes; Eurotiales; Aspergillaceae. The transcript is spliced from 6 exons. The record is from RefSeq and is a predicted model, not a curated record.